Eriocheir sinensis (Chinese mitten crab) is the source of this 1474-nucleotide messenger RNA. Its product is annotated as UPF0047 protein YjbQ-like. Lineage: Eukaryota; Metazoa; Arthropoda; Malacostraca; Decapoda; Varunidae. The record is from RefSeq and is a predicted model, not a curated record. The coding region runs from base 334 to 843 and encodes 169 amino acids. The transcript has 5 exons.
CUCUCGGCAAGUGCGCUCCUUACGGCCCUCUGCUGUCCAUGCAAGGGAGCGGGUUUACGCUCGGCGCUGCGCCUCGUCCCGCCUGGCGCUGACGGCCCGCUGGUGCCAUCUGUUGGGGACAGUUCUCCCUCAGACAGCCUCUUUAAAGCUUCACACACUGUCCCAUCUCACCUCCCCCUUCUCUUAUAUGUUGUCCCGUGUGGUGGGCGAGUGGGCGUGUGGCGAGGGAGGUGGGCAGGCCGGGGUGGUGAGCUGAGUGGGCGGUCAAGCGAGGUCACAGAGCCAGCCAGGAGGAGGAGGUCAGGUCACUCCGCCUCCCGUCAAUGCUCCAACAUGGCUUCCUCCAGCAGGGGAAUACAGAUUGGCUCGGCGUGGGUCCAGCGGAAAAUAAAGCUCCGGCCACAGCACCGCGGGAUCCACUUGGUCACCGACGAAGUGCUCAAGGAAAUUCCCGAGCUGCGGCAGUUCUCCGUAGGCCUGCUGCACGUCCAGAUUCUUCACACAUCAGCCAGUUUAGCACUAAACGAAAACUGGGAUCCAUAUGUCAGAGAUGACAUGGAGAUGAUGCUCAACAAAAUAGUGCCUGAGGGGCUGAAUUACCAACAUUCCUGUGAAGGCCCCGAUGAUAUGCCGGCCCAUGUAAAAGCCUGCUUUAUAGGUUCCUCCCUCACACUACCCAUUUCAGAAGGCAAACUUAAUUUAGGAACUUGGCAGGGUAUAUGGCUAUGUGAACACCGGAACGAAGCUGGGCCCAGGAAGAUUGUGGCCACCAUCAACGGGUGCUUGAGGGAUGGACGGACGCCUGUCUCACCUAUGUCCCCCAUGGCCUCCACGAGCAGCUAGAAAAACUUGAUGUAGGCAUCUGAAGGUGUCUUGUGUAUUUUUCUAUUGGCUGUGCCAGGAACGCAACCGGCCAGUGGUGGGUGCCUGACGCAGGCGCCCGAGCUGUUGUGAGUCACAUAGGAGAGCACAGUGAGCCUCUCCCCACCAUCCCACAACCCACACACACCACCACCUCCACCACCACCACAACACAACCACGGGCCACAACACAAGAGGGAGUGAACUGGGCAGCCUUAUUAUGGUUUAGUGUUCAUUAGUCGGGGGUUUAUUUUCAGUCAUGCCUUGUAUUAUAUGUAAUGUUGGGUUCAAUGUGUAUUCAUACAUUUUUUUAUUCAUUUUAUUAUUUAUGUUGCACCAUUAAUAUGGUUUGAUUUUCAUCAUUCUUGGCUUUACCUUAGUUUGUUACCUUGUCCAAUAUUUGGUUCUAUGAAUUUUUUUUUUUUUUUUUUUUUUUUUUUUUCAUGUUGGGUGUUGUCUGAUGGGUCCUUUGUUUCUCAGGAGUUAUAGGUGCAUGUUGUUUACUGUUAUGUUUGUUUGUUGUAUUAUUUAAACAAAUUUUCAUUAUUGGUAUUCUCUUGGUGAGUAUUUUGGGGUAACUUUAGUUUUUUGAGUUUAUUAAAGUGAAUGACCA